UGGGUGCUGCUGGCGACGCUCUGUGACGUGCUGUUCUCGCUGUGCUGCACCUACUACAUGGAUGGUCUGAUGGUCGUGAUGGCUGCGGUGACGGUCGGCAACUUGAACCCGUACGACUUUGACAGACAGACCCACGUCUGGCUCCAUGGGCUGGCCGUCCAGGCGCUCUCCUACUACAACAGCCAGUCCUUCAUCCUCGCCCACCACUUCUUCGUCUUUCUGGUGAUGCUCAACAGCUAUAUGAGUAUCGCCAUGUGUCAACAUCAAUUCGUCCGUACCCUCCUCGACACGAAAAAACGCUGGCAUGCCUCGAUCGUGAUGGCCAUCGUCUCGACGGUGAUCUCGCUGUUCUUCUUCUUUGAGGUACUGUUUCCU
This is a messenger RNA of Mesorhabditis spiculigera, 375 nucleotides long. The record is from the annotation of a GenBank genome assembly. NCBI's taxonomy places the organism in Eukaryota, Metazoa, Nematoda, Chromadorea, Rhabditida, Rhabditidae.